AUGAAGAUCUUCGUCCGUCACCUUCGUAUCCGCCCAAAUAUACGGUCUUCCCUUCGCGCACCCCCACAAGCCUCACCCGCGCACUACCAACCGCACCCCCAUGUGCCUGAAGGCGUAGAAGCAGAAUCACUCACCCGCUACAAGCCGCCUAGUAAGCUCAGUUCGCCAACUCGUAGCGCACUGCAGGAGAGCCGUAUACCGGCCAGUCGUCAGCAACUACAGCAAUCGCAAUACCGAAACAGAGAUUACGAUGCGGAGGAGGAAACCAGUAGCUACACUCCGAGACAGCGCUCUAGAGAAUACGAAGAGGAGGAGAUAACCUCCUACUCGCCCCGUCAGCACGCCUCAAGGGCUCGACCCCAGUCACAGCCCCGAUAUCAGAGCCAUGAAGAAAACGACGAGGUCAGCGCCUACAGCUCCCGUCAGCGCUCUUCAAAGAGCAGGGCAUAUGAAGAAGAUUCAGGCGACUACGCCCACCACUCGCGCACGUCAAAGGCCGAAUCAUAUGCAGAGAUUGAGCCCACAGAGCGUGCUCCAAAACCUCCCAAGGAACCGCGCGUCAGAGAACCCCGCCUGCACCUCUCCGACCUCAUCCCCGAGAGCUUCACCCCAUACUCCUACCGCUGGGAGACGCUCGCUCCUACCCCCGACGAGCUCAUUGACGCCGACCGCUUCUUCCUCAAAUACCCGCCCAAGCAUCUGUGGUCUGAGGCUAAGUUCAAGAAGAUUGAUUUUGGGGACGUGCCUGAGGUUGCGUUUCUCGGCCGCUCGAACGUAGGAAAGUCUUCGCUGCUGAAUGCGUUGCUAAAUAACAAGAACCUGGCAUAUACAUCGUCUAAGCCUGGGCGAACGAGGCUCAUGAAUGCAUUUGGUAUCGCGGACGGGAAGCUGGUGUUGUUAGAUAUGCCGGGGUAUGGGCAUGCCUCUAGAGAGGAAUGGGGAGUGCAGAUUAUGAAGUACUUAAAGUCACGAAAACAGUUCCGACGUGCUUUCUUGCUGAUUGAUGCGAAGCAUGGACUUAAAAAGAACGAUUUGCAGCUUCUAGAACAGUUUGGGCAGGAGGGUAUCUCAUACCAGAUUGUGUUAUCGAAAAUCGACAGGGUCAAGCCAAAGGAUUUAGAAAAGCUAUUCAAGGAGGUACGUGAUCUCAUGGAAAAUGGAAUCCCCGGUGCCAAUGCUGGCCUUGGGGAGAUUCUGGCUACAGCUGGAGACCCUGCGAAGAAGGGAGAGAAAAAAGUGGGACUGAGUGACCUGAGACGGGCUAUCUUGGUCGCUUCUGGCCUGGAAGGCGUUCAAAUUUGA
Morchella sextelata is the source of this 1302-nucleotide messenger RNA. RefSeq lists its product as uncharacterized. The coding region runs from base 1 to 1302 and encodes 433 amino acids. The transcript is spliced from 3 exons. Lineage: Eukaryota; Fungi; Ascomycota; Pezizomycetes; Pezizales; Morchellaceae. The record is from RefSeq and is a predicted model, not a curated record. Gene Ontology annotation, cellular component: mitochondrion. Gene Ontology annotation, molecular function: GTP binding.